Messenger RNA from Pelobates fuscus (common spadefoot toad), 2170 nucleotides. It is a transcript of the gene RIMS3, whose product is annotated as regulating synaptic membrane exocytosis 3. The transcript has 8 exons. Gene Ontology annotation, cellular component: presynaptic membrane; cytoskeleton of presynaptic active zone. The record is from RefSeq and is a predicted model, not a curated record. Gene Ontology annotation, molecular function: small GTPase binding; transmembrane transporter binding. The coding region runs from base 231 to 1235 and encodes 334 amino acids. Gene Ontology annotation, biological process: regulation of synaptic vesicle exocytosis; regulation of membrane potential; positive regulation of synaptic transmission. Lineage: Eukaryota; Metazoa; Chordata; Amphibia; Anura; Pelobatidae.
CUUUUCUACCUCUGUCUCACUCUCUCUGUCUCUGCUGAGGUGCCAGUGGCCAGCCCUGCUCCAUGCUGCACCCCUCCUUCCAUGCCCACAGCAGCCUUUCUUCUGGUCGCUGGGGAGAGGGAGGGAGAGAGGCAAAGUUGGGGUAUCUCUUUGCCUUUUCCUUCAUUCAGUUCUUCUCCACGCCUCCCUGGCACCAGGACCUGCUCACCAGCUGACUUUUCCUCCCCAAAAUGUUCAACGGGGAGGCCAGUUCCUCAGCCAGGAAUGUCAUCCGCAGUUCCAGCAUCAGCGGAGAGAUGUACAACAUGGAAAAAGCAAAUCCAGUGACCCAAGAUGCUUCUGGGACUGGAACCACCAAGAAGAGGAGGUCCAGUCUUGGAGCCAAAAUGGUAGCCAUUGUGGGGUUAUCACAGUGGAGCAGAAGUACCAUGCAGCUAAACCAACCUGGCCCCGCCCCUCCCGUGAUGGCAUCACAAGGAGGAGUGAGGGGAGGACUCCGGGUCCCUGACCCAGCGAUGUUCCCAGAUGGAACCACCAAGAAACUUCGCAGUAAUAUUCGACGUAGCACAGAGACAGGCAUUGCUGUGGAGAUGCGGAAUCGAGUAACCAGACAGGGGAGCCGGGAGUCCACAGAUGGCAGCACCAACAGCAACAGUUCUGAUGGCACAUUUAUCUUCCCUACGACACGACUUGGAGCUGAAAGCCAGUUUAGCAAUUUCUUGGAUGGGCUGGGACCGGCACAGAUAGUAGGAAGACAGACGUUGGCUACACCCCCUAUGGGGGACAUCAACAUCAGGAUGGUAGACAGGAAUGGACAAUUGGAAGUGGAGGUGAUACAGGCCAGAGGUUUAACCCCAAAACCAGGAUCCAAAGCAAUACCAGCUCCAUACAUUAAAGCAUAUCUGAUAGAGAAUGGAGCAUGCCUCGCCAAGAAGAAGACUAGGACUGCUAAGAAAACCUGGGAUCCAGUUUAUCAGCAAGCCCUCCUCUUUGAUGAAGGACCCCAGGGGAAGGUCCUGCAGGUCAUUGUUUGGGGAGACUAUGGCCGAAUGGACCACAAGUGCUUCAUGGGAAUGGCACAGAUCCUUUUGGAAGAGCUUGAUUUGAGUUCCUGUGUUACAGGCUGGUACAAACUCUUCCCUACGUCCUCACUUGCUGACUCCAGCAUUGCUCCUCUUACUCGUCGACUCUCCCAGUCCUCAUUAGAGAGUUCCACCAGCCCAUCCUGCACUUAACAACUGGAAAAAGAGAUCAUCUUUGAUUCUUCUGUUCCCUCCUUCUCCUGCAGCCCAAAUGGUCAUAUUUCCCUUCUUGCCACCAGACGCACAUCAGACUGGGUUCAACCUCCAGUGUGUCUGUUCAGAAUUAUGGGAAAGGAUCUGGGAUUCAGGGUUGGAGGUGGCAGAGUGCCCCUGUGGCAUUAUAUACAAAGCUGCCAACUAAAUGCUACUGCAAAAAAAAUAAUGCAACAUUUUAGAGACUGUUAUAACAAAUUGAACACAGACAAACCAAAUAAAAAUACGCUAAGCAGUGUAUUAUUUAAGACACAACCUCAUAUCAUGCGAGGAAGUAAGUCUUACAAAUUAGCUGAUUUGUCGAUUAUAUAUUUAUAUGCUGGAAUAUAAGAACAAAAUUUUUGACCAUUUUUAUCCAGCACUGAAAUAUUAAAGAAUAUAAACAUUAUUUACAAAAAAAUACAUACAAAGCACAUGUUCUAUACCGAUAGCACACAGAUAACAAUCCAUUUAGAAUUUGUGCAAAUACAUUAAUCUCUUCCACUGUGGGUGCCUCAAUGUUCUCUCUGCCACUGACAGUUGUGCCCUGAUUUUUUCCAGGUUUUUUUCCUCCAAUCCAGAUUUCUUCUCAAUCUUCUGCUUAUACACCCUAUGUCUCCCCACCUUCAACAUGCAGCUGAUGAGAAUAAAGCUGGAUUUUGCAAAGGUGGCAACUGUGAUACUGUGUACAUCUCACAUAAAUCUAUUCAAACACACGUGUAUAAAUUUACAUGCGUCUUAUCGAACAGAAUGCUAUUUUUUCAGGAAUAUUCAAUUUUUUUUUCUACAUUAUUCUUUAAGAUGGAAUGUAGCAUUUUCAUGUUAUUUCUACCAUUGCAUAAAAUGGAAGAAAUAAGUUGUUUACCUUUGCAUCUGCACUUUUUUUUCCUUGCACA